AUGGAAAUCGAAGGGGUCGCGACGAAAAUCGGGCCGCUGCCGUCCCGUUUGAGUUUGUGGCUGGGAUAUCUUUGCAGUCAGCCAGAUUGUUCGGAUGAUGCGCGUGUUGCAGCUUUUGCUUCGCUCGGCAUGCAACAGCCACUAGAGCAGAACUUAGCGGCUACACAUGCGAAGAUCAGAAACGGCCUGCAUGCUGUUCAAGAGUUAAGACGCACAGGGACUUUCGAGGAGGCUCCGACGUCCGCUUCGGCAGGGCCGCGCUUCACCAUGGAGGCCCAAGAUAUGGGCAGCGCCGUCCAGGCGCAUGCUCCACGCUCGGAUCUGGGGGCUGGCACCGCGGCACCACUGAAGAAAAGCAUGGUUUCGGCUGAGCCCCGAGGAUAUCGGCCCAGUGAUGCCGGCACAGUCGUGUCCGAGCCUCAUCGGCGCCCGUGGCAGUCCGGUCACGACCCCAAGGCACACAAGAUGGCCACCGACUACAUAGAUGGAGAAUGGAAGACCUUUUGGGACUUUGUGCCAGACAAGGACGAGCCGUUCCUUUUCCCCACGGAUGGCAGACGUCCAUUGAGUUUCAGAGAGCUCAAGGUGUUCAUCGUUGAUGAAACAAACGACAUCCCAGGGAUGGGUCGAGAGGACCGCCUCUGUCUAGUUUUCCCGACGGGACCAGAGCUUGCAGUGGCCUACUGGUACUUGGCCUUCGCAGUUCGCUGCACCGUCGCGCCGUUGAACCUGUAUCUGCGGGCGGAUGAGUUUGACUUCGAGUACGACGACUUGCCCUGUAAGGCAAAGGGCCGAAGCUCGGGGAAGAUCCUGACCUCGAAAUUCUUCUUUUCGUCCAGGGCCUGGUGGUUUAGAAAGCAGAUGGCUUGGAUGCCGAAGACAAAGCGGCGCUGCGCCAAGAAGCCCGCAGCCCGCAGUCCUAGCAAGCACGAUUCCAGUCUCGUGCUGAGGCAACUACCGUAG
Messenger RNA from Symbiodinium sp. CCMP2592, 963 nucleotides. NCBI's taxonomy places the organism in Eukaryota, Dinophyceae, Suessiales, Symbiodiniaceae. The record is from the annotation of a GenBank genome assembly.